AUGCGCAACCUAACCGCUUCCUCCCUGCCUGACCAUAGGUCCUGGUGUGGGUCCACCAUAAAAUUCCACCUAACCUUCGUUCCCGUUACGCCCUGCUCCGCCGUGAGCAAUGUGCUCGACGCCCUCGGUGCCCAGACAAGCCUUCGUGGUGCUUCCUCUUUCAUCGUCUAUUCACAGACGAAUGAGACGCUGGGGCAGCUGCGGUCUCGUCUGUUGAUGCUGCGUUUGCGUCAGUUGGGUGUCCCGCUGACAGCUGAGCUCAGAGACAGUGACAGCAGUGCCGACCAAUCCCGGGAUUUCCCCUUCCUCUCUCGUCUGCGAUUGGACAUCAGCCAUCCGGAUAGCCAGUGCAACGCCGCUCCCAAUCACAUGGCGCUCAUCUCUUACUUUAUGCAAAUUGUGCGUAAAGUAGAGGCCUCACCCUCUUCAGAGUAUCGUUUAGUGGGACGUCUUUGUACAGUAGAUGCAAGCCCAGUACUCCCUCAGCAGCAGCAGCAACAACAAAAACCUAUUGCCUUUUCCGGUCUACCAGUUUAUGGGCCGGACCCCGCACCCAUGGACUACUUUAUAAACACAGAACAGUCCACUUAUCAGCGCCACCGCACCGACUCUACCGGGCAUCCCGAGCUAGCGUCUGAGGAAUUCCGAACCAAUACCCUAGUGGCAACACCUUUGCAGGUGGCCAACCAGCGUAAACGCUCCUCUUCCUUCAAGACUCACCAGUCCCCUUCGCUGUCACCGAUUGGUCAGCUGAGACGCUCGGCUAGCGCCAAAAAGCUGACAGUCGCGCCUGCACCCCAACUUGACACCCAUGGGCAGUUAUACGAUGGAGAAGAUGGUUUUCAGCCAGAGGCUAACCUCCCGGGUUGCCUUAUCUCAGAGGACCAGACUUAUGUGAGACUGCUUUUCGACAUUGGCAAUAUGGCUCUCCUCGCGAACCAUAAACCUCUGCGAGAUGGCAUCAUUGACGUGCUCUUCUCUUUGCCCAGCGGCCCGGACUACAUGAAACAACUUUUGGAGACCUGCACAUCUUGCGACAAAUGCGAAGCAUCCGGCGAUCCUCUUCCUCCUCCUGCACCCCAAAACACUCGCUUACACGAGAUCCUUAAGACGCCCCUUGCAGACGCUCUGCCUCUCUCAGCGUUAUCUCAUGAAAACGUCAAUCAGGCAGAAUUUGUGGGUCCCACGCAAGUUUUAUACGCUCUGCAGGUAGAGGCCCUUUCCUUUUCACUUUCUUUUGCUGUGCACUGCAGAUUCCCACUUGACUUGGCUUACUUGCGUCUUCUCUAUGACAGUCCCUGUACAGCUAUCUCCAUCCUGCUCCUGGGUUCCUCUACUUCGAUUCCUCGGAGCCUCCUACCGACAACGCCCUGGUAG
Messenger RNA from Dibothriocephalus latus, 1377 nucleotides. NCBI's taxonomy places the organism in Eukaryota, Metazoa, Platyhelminthes, Cestoda, Diphyllobothriidea, Diphyllobothriidae. The record is from the annotation of a GenBank genome assembly.